GCCCACGUGACCCGGUGACGUCCAAUCGUGUGCGGAGGAGGUAAAGAGUGGCGCGUUCUCGUGGCGGCUGGAAAGGACAGGCAGUUGUUGAGAGCGCAUCUUGUAUAAAUUCAUCAAACUCAUUUUUUUGGCAAAAUGUCUGAGGAUAAGCCCAAGGAGGGAGUGAAGACAGAGAAUGACCACAUCAACCUGAAGGUGGCUGGUCAGGACGGCUCUGUGGUCCAGUUUAAAAUUAAGAGGCACACACCGCUCAGCAAGUUAAUGAAAGCGUACUGUGAAAGACAGGGGUUGUCGAUAAGACAGAUUAGGUUUAGGUUUGAUGGACAGCCGAUAAACGAGACGGAUACACCGGCACAGUUGGAGAUGGAAGACGAGGACACUAUCGACGUAUUUCAACAACAAACAGGCGGCCAUCGCUAAAUGCUCUCCUCCACACAGCGGAGAUCUCCCUCGGCUGUUUUAUUUGACUCGAUUCCCAUGUUUAACUGUGCUGUUUAUUUACUCCUUUAUGUCAUGUUGGUUUGGAUGUCCUCCCUAGUUUUCAUAGGGUUGGGCUCUUAUUCUCUUUUUUUCCCUUUCUUUUCCCUCCCCCAAUAUUUAAAGAUACAUGAGGUAACGUGUGGCUAAGAGGCAAAUCCAAGAUGGCUGCCGUAAGGUUCAAAAUGGCUGCCGCUGUAUGAACAGAGAGCCCAUUUUCUUGAGAAAGCCAAGCCCUGAGUUUCCUGACCUGAUAAAUAAAAUGGUCCUUUUCCAUCAGUUUGAAACCUGCCAAAUUAUGAGGAGACCAGAUUUUGUUUUUUGUUUUUCUUUGUUUUUUUUCUUCCUCUGUCUUGUGCAGCUUUAAUUCUAUUUUUAAUCCGUCAUGUUUGUUAGCAGAAAGGACGCCCAUCCAGCUUUAUUUGGUCCAAGUGCAGAAAUCUUUGGUCUCUUUUCGGACCAAGCCCCAAAUAUGUCCUAGAUUAGUCCAGGUUUUUAUUAUAAAUAUCCCAAGUCCCUAUUUUUCCCCGUCAUCUUGUCUUUCAGAGGCAACAAGUUGUCACUCUCUGCUCUGUGAUGGACGCCCAUCACCCCGAAGAGGCAUAGUCUUAUUUGUCCCAGUACAGUCUGGCGUCCAUAAGGGUUGGGACUGAAUCAGUGUCCAUGUCGUCUUUUUUUUUUUUUUUUCUUUUUUUUUUUCUUCUGUACUGAUUUGUACAUUAUUUGUCGUCCUUUACUACUGUAUACAAUAAAUAUAGUUUGGUACUCAGA
Molecule: messenger RNA, 1248 nt
Organism: Ictalurus punctatus (channel catfish)
Lineage: Eukaryota; Metazoa; Chordata; Actinopteri; Siluriformes; Ictaluridae
Gene: sumo3a
Product: small ubiquitin like modifier 3a
Exons: 4
Coding region: 136-420 (94 amino acids)
Biological process (GO): protein sumoylation
Cellular component (GO): nucleus
Molecular function (GO): protein tag activity; ubiquitin-like protein ligase binding
Source: RefSeq, a predicted model, not a curated record